AUGUGUAUCUCAGCAUACAUGUUAAUUCUCUCUCUCUCUCUUUUUUCUCAAGGUUUUCUACUCUCAGUUUCAAAAUCUCUGCAAAAGGUAGAAGAUGAAGAUAUGCUGCUAACCACAUUAAAUCUAGGAAAAACUCUUCGAAAUGGAGCUAGAACUGCAAACAGAGGAGCUAUACCUUUGCUGAAGCAUUAUGAGACUGAAGACAGCGGUGUUUUGGACAAAGAUGAUGACAGAAAAAUAAAGUUUUUGGACACAGGUUCCAGACAUGAUUUCUUAAAUCAUGUUAUGCCAACCAACUUAGGUAGAAAGCAGCUACCUUAUCUUGCACUGAAAGGAGCCAUGGCUUUUCCAGCUGACACUGAAAUUCAAAAUAUUGACUCAAUACAGGAAAGAGAGACUGCAGAAGAAGAAAAUUCAGCUAAAUUCCCUAUAGGAAGAAGAGAUUUUGACAUGCUCAGGUGUAUGCUGGGAAGAGUCUAUCGACCUUGUUGGCAAGUCUGA
Molecule: messenger RNA, 501 nt
Organism: Haliaeetus leucocephalus (bald eagle)
Lineage: Eukaryota; Metazoa; Chordata; Aves; Accipitriformes; Accipitridae
Gene: PMCH
Product: pro-melanin-concentrating hormone
Exons: 3
Coding region: 1-501 (166 amino acids)
Biological process (GO): behavior; chemical synaptic transmission
Molecular function (GO): type 1 melanin-concentrating hormone receptor binding; melanin-concentrating hormone activity
Source: RefSeq, a predicted model, not a curated record